Musca vetustissima is the source of this 216-nucleotide messenger RNA. RefSeq lists its product as uncharacterized. The transcript is spliced from 2 exons. NCBI's taxonomy places the organism in Eukaryota, Metazoa, Arthropoda, Insecta, Diptera, Muscidae. The record is from RefSeq and is a predicted model, not a curated record. The coding region runs from base 1 to 216 and encodes 71 amino acids.
AUGUUCAAGAUUUUCUUCUUCUUGUCUUUCUUGGUCAUGGCCUUUGCCAGACCCGGCUACCUCAGUUCCCAUCCAGUGGUAUCAUCUUAUCAUGCCGCUCCUGCUGUGCAUGUGGCCCAUCCAAUAAUUUCCACACAUAGCAUUGCCACUCCCUUGAUCCAUCAUGGCGGUUAUCUUCAUGGAGGCUAUCACGGUGGAAUUCAUGGCUUGUACUAA